Hippocampus zosterae (dwarf seahorse) is the source of this 4756-nucleotide messenger RNA. It is a transcript of the gene arhgap22a, whose product is annotated as Rho GTPase activating protein 22. Lineage: Eukaryota; Metazoa; Chordata; Actinopteri; Syngnathiformes; Syngnathidae. The coding region runs from base 474 to 2582 and encodes 702 amino acids. The transcript has 10 exons. Gene Ontology annotation, molecular function: GTPase activator activity. Gene Ontology annotation, biological process: signal transduction; activation of GTPase activity. Gene Ontology annotation, cellular component: focal adhesion. The record is from RefSeq and is a predicted model, not a curated record.
GCAGUACGUGCUUGUAAAAAUCAGCAAUUUUCACUUCUCUAUCAAAUUGCCUUACUUCCUGAGGCAGAGAGACAAGAGGGUGUCAGACAUUUACAGUACGUCCACAAGAUUUUUUCAAAGGCUGUAAGAUAUCCUCUUGCGAAGAACAGAGAGAUGAGGCACAAUCAUGGAGACUUGUCGAGUAAUUGCUGGGAGUCACUGAGAAUACAUUAGUGACCAAAGUGAAUUUAUGUAUAGUCAAAGGAGGGAGGGAAGGAGGGAUGGUAGGCGGUGCUCCAGGCACCCAAGAACAGCCUGUGCAACAGUGGAAAUAGAGAUUGAGGGAAUAGGAGAGUGAGGGGUUAAGUGCUUGUAAGUGUGCCUGGCAUCAUACAGAAGACGGUCCAAGUGCUAGAGAGAGAUGCUAGGGAGAGAGAUGCUGGAAAAGGAUGUAAAAGGGCGAGGCAUCUGCAUGACUGUGUCUGGACACGAGGAUGUCACCCGCAACCAUGCUGAGCCCCAAGAUAAAACAGGUUCGCCGAGCACGUUCUAAGAGCAUGGUCUUAGGAGAUUUGUCUGGGGUCUCCAGACCUUGCUCCCCUCUUGACCGAGAGAAAGUGUUGAAGGCAGGCUGGCUGAAGCGACGGCGCAUUAUCAUGAAAAACUGGCAACUACGGUGGUUUGUCCUCAAGGCUGACAUUUUGUAUUUCUACAAAGACCAGAAUGAAACCAAGGAACAGGGUUGCAUUCAUCUCAAAGGCACCCAGGUUAAUGAGCUGACCACCAAUCAAGAUGAUUCAAGCCGUCAUUUAUUUGAAAUUGUUCUAGGAGGUGACGCAGAACGCGAUCGUAACCAUGAAUCCUUCCUGCUGAUGGCUAACUCUGAGAGCGACUUGGAAGAAUGGGUCAGAGCGAUACACAGAGCAAUAUGGGUCCCACUCGGAGGAGGUAUCUUCGGCCAGCACUUAGAGGAGACUAUGCUUAAUGAGGCACAGUGUGGUCCCCAAGGAAGGGUGCCGGCGCUGGUUGAGCGGUGCGCGCGUUUCAUACGUGACCACGGCCUUCGAGAAGAAGGCCUUUUCAGGGCCCCCGGCCAGACCAAUCAUGUUAAAGAACUGCAGGAUGCGUUUGACCGUGGUGAGAGUCUCUUGUUUGACAGUAGCACUGACGUCCACACGGUGGCGUCACUCUUGAAGCUUUAUUUACGGGAGCUGCCGGAGCCUGUCAUCCCUUUCACCAAGUAUGCACAGUUUCUCUCUUGUGCAUUGCUACUCAACAAGGACAGAGACAUGGGUAUCAUAGCGCUUGGCAAGCAGGUAAAAUCACUUCCCAAGGUCAACUACAACCUUCUUGAAUACAUCUGUCGGUUUCUCGAUGAAGUCCAGUCUCAUUCCGAUGCCAAUAAGAUGAACGUCCAGAACCUCGCCACUGUAUUCGGCCCAAACAUGCUUCGGCCCAGAGUGGAGGAUCCCGUUACCAUGAUGGAGGCAAGUUCUCAGGUGCAACAGCUGAUGACUGUGCUGAUCAGUGAAAAUGCCAGACUGUACCAGCUGGAAAACACCGAUACUGUGAUCGAGAAUUCUUUGCUGCAUCAAAAUGAUUCCAUCCAAAGAGGCAAAGUGGAAUGGCUAAAACAAGAGCCUGCCGAAUAUCCGGUGGAAUCCAACACAGGUACGGAAAUACCUCAGAAAACUCCUCAACCUUGUACACCCUCAAAGGACAAUAAGCUAACACCAUCCAUCACUACCUCUGAGCCCGAUGAAAGUGUUCUAGUGAAGAGUAAGGCAGAGGAAAAUGGGGUCGGUCACCCAAAUCACAAAGAAGAGGCCAGCGCUAGCCCCGCUAAGCAGGCCAGAGUCCUCUCUGCAUGGAAAUGCUCUUUUAAGGGCAGUUCCGUGGGGCAGAGGGGAAACAUCGGGGGAUCAGCGGGGGACGUGUCAGCAACAGGUGCUGGUAACUGGUUGAUGAAUGGCCUGUCGUCCCUCCGAGCACACAGACGCACCACGUCAUCUGGCGCAAAACUAAAAGACUCUGCUCCAUUGCUGAAGGAUUCGACCCUGUCGCUGAAAGAGACCGCAGCGAGAGACGCCGAGAAGGACGCCUCUUGGACGCCGCCCUCUCAGAGAGCCCUUCACCAGUCGCACCGAUUGUCCGCCUAUGAUAAUGUCGCUCCCUCCACACUAAGUUUACCGGCUCAAACCUCUUUAAUCUGGACUGCUUUCGAUAUCUCGCUGGCUGAGCCGGGAGACGCCCAAAACACAGCGAGUGACGGUACAUCACCUCCAGGUCACGAGCCAAGUACUGCUGAGGAUGACGUUCUAACAAACAUCGUAUUAGAGUUACAAGAAGAACUGAAGACACAGAGAAUCACCUUUGAAUGCAGCGCUCGCAAGUUGGAGGAGAACUGCCGUAAGCACCAGGCCCGAGUAAACAAACUUGAGGAGGAGCUCGACCAUGAGAGAAAGCGGUUCGACAUGUUGGAGAUCCGAUUCAGGAACUCGGAGCGCGCACGCCAAGACGCAGAGAAGCGCAAUGUGCUACUCCAAAGGGAGAUGGAAGACUUCUUUAAAACGCUACAAGACUUGACAACAAAGCCCAUUUAGACCGAACCAAUUUGUCAUUAUCUAGUUUUAGCCAAAGCAGUUUCUCGACGCUCAAUAAUUGCUAUAUAGAAGUCGAGCGUCAAUUCAUACGGCUUAAAGCUUUGCCAUGGCCAAACAUUUUGCAUAGUUAGGAGGCAAAUGCCUGGUUAACGUGACAAAAUCAGACAGGCGGUGCUAUUAUGAUUGCGGAUGGUUGACACUUCUAUCGGUGCCAAAGUGUCAAAUCUGCACUUUUAUCCAGAGUCUCACCAAAAUGUUUAGGGUGCCAAAAAUGUAUUACCUCUGGACAAUUCGUUUUGUUUUUUUAAAAGCAUUGUUGCAUAACUUAUACAGUGUCUUCCCUUUUGGGAGAGCACCAGGGCUGGACUGGCACAAAAAAAUUGGUCCUGGUAUUUUGGCUCAGACCGACCUACAAGCAGAAAUGUACGCGCAAUGACUGUGGAUGGUUUGACAAACAACAAAUUCUCAGUCGUGUUGUUUGCUUGCUAUGGUGUAAAAAUAAUGGAUAUAAUUGACACCGUGUCAAUUCUAAAGACAGAUUCUUAUCCAAUUUGUAUUCAGACAUUCCUCCUGAUUAUCCCUGGCUACAACAUAGCUCUGCCACUCAUAUCGAUGGGUUCAGUUUUAUCAUCUAUAUUGGAAAUGGAUCCAUAGGCUGCUCCCUCUAUUAAUUGCGGGCCGGUCGUCAGGGCGGGAAAAAAAUAGAGGAAAAUAAUUAAAUAGCAGCACAUCAGUCCCAAAGGAUGCCGGUCCACCAAGCAUCUGCCACAUGGCCAGUCCAGCCCUGGAGAUCACCAAAAAACAAUAAGAAUUAGCUUUAUUCAUGACAGACACUCUUAACCAUUCACACACAUCCAUCCAUUUUCUAUGCCGCUUGUCCUAAUCAGGCUGACAGGAGCUUGAGCCUGUCGCAGCUGACUUUGGGCAAUACGCAUGAUGAACUGGUUGCCAUCCAAGAGAAUGAGCUACCCUUCACACCUAUUGACAAUUUAGUCUUCAAUGAACCCAAAAUGCAUGUUUUCGGAAUGGGGGAAGGGCCUGGAGAAAAGUCACACACGCACGUGGAGAACACACUAAUUCCACACAUGAAUGCCCGACCCCACAUAUGCACAACCUAUAAACUGUGAGGUGUGUGCACACCACUUUCCCACCAAAAUGAUUAAAAAAAUGAACAAGGACACUUGUUCAAAUUCAACUCUUUUAUUGACUUGAGUUGAAGGUGGACAGUUUUCUCUUUUCAUCAUGUAUUGUAUGCAGACCGUGCCAUACAAUUUUCCAUUCAAAAAAAAAAAUCUCAGGUUGAAUAUUUUGUCGCCAGCGCUUUACAGCCCAUCAGAAGACCGACUUACCCUCCCAAUAAUGCUGAAUGACUUUCUUGUUCCUGCACUUCAUUCAAUGUGCGAAGAGUACAUUAUAUUUGAGUAGGUUCAGGAGAGGAAACCAAUCAACAAAAGAGGCAGCCAAAGCAGUCAUUGAAGAUAUAGCCCAGAAAAUGUGAGGCUAUGCAUCACAAUCCCCCCAAAUACAUUCUGGGAGCAAGUGAAGUUACUGCAUGGAGUGCCCGAACAUGAUCAUUAUAAAGACGUAACACACUGGUAAACUUGAGUCAUCAAACACACAAGAAAGGGAGAGACUGUGGUGGCGGCCUUAAAAAUUACUUGUUUUCUAACUCCCACACAUAAAGUACAUCUACAGUAUCAUGUACAUCCCAUCGACUACUCUAACCUACCUAUGGUAUUGCACAGAAAACAACGUUUGAGCUAUAGGAAACAAAAUGCAUUAGAAACAGUACUUUUGAGCUACAUGUACAUUACAUACAACAAAUGCAUUUGCACUUGGAAUAAAUAAAUAAAUAAUAUAUACAGAACAAAAGUCAAUCUUUGUUUGUGUGAUAUGCAUACUGUAGCGUCAAAAACGUGUGUGUGUGUGUGUGUGUCUGUUCGAGAGGUAGAACGCAACCUGCCACAGAGAGCACAUAAAAAAAAUCUGUGAACUUAGUAAGGGCACUUAAAUAAUAAAAAUAUUAAAUACCAGACGCCAUUCCAAAAAUGAUUCACUUCAUAACUAUGCAUUAAUUUUGGAGCCAGUGAGUUGGCCUGUGUUGAUCACUUACAUUCACCCUUUUCUUUAACUGAAAACUUUGAGUUGAAUAUGCAAAAUACGUUUACAGCAUG